UAAUUCUCGAUCGGCAGUUAUGGAAGUCCUGAAGCAGUUGAACUUCUCUCCAGAGACUCCCUUUGGAAUUCCUCUAUAUCCUAUCUUUGAUAAGGCUUAUGAGGCUGUCGUAGGGCAACCUGCAAGUACAUUCAGGUACACUGCAGGCACUACACCUCUGUCAACUGUCAAUGAAGUCGUGGCAUCUUGCAUCACCUACUUCAUCGUCAUCUUCGGUGGACGUUACCUGAUGACCAACAUGCCCGCCUUCAAGCUUCAAUUCUUCUUCCAGGUCCACAACUUGCUCUUGACCCUUGUCUCGGGUGUCAUCCUUCUCCUUAUGGUUGAGCAGAUUUUCCCUAUUCUCUACCGUCAAGGUCUUCUCAAUGCUAUCUGCUCUGCAGAUUCCUGGACUCAGCCCUUGGAGCUUCUGUACUACCUCAACUACCUCGUCAAGUACUGGGAGUUGAUUGAUACUGUCUUUUUGGUCCUCAAGAAGAAGAAGCUUGAAUUCCUCCACUACUAUCACCACAGCUUGACCAUGGUCCUUUGCUACACCCAGCUCAACGGUCAGACAUCUGUUUCGUGGGUACCGAUUGUUCUCAACUUGACCGUCCAUGUAUUGAUGUACUACUACUACUUCCGUACCGCUGCUGGUGCUAAGAUCUGGUGGAAGAAGUACCUUACCACUAUGCAGAUCACCCAGUUUAUCAUUGACUUGUUUGCCAUCUAUUUCUGCACCUACACCUACUUCACCGCCACAUACUGGCCCCACCUCCCUAACAUGGGCAGCUGUGCUGGUACCGAAACAUCUGCCAUCUUUGGCUGUGCUCUCCUCAGUUCCUACCUCUUGCUUUUCAUCAACUUUUAUCGUAUCACUUACCAGCAAAAAUCAGCCGCCGCUCUCCAGAAGAAGCUCAGCGGCAAGGUCCAGCCUAGAAGCAAGAAGAUCUAAUUAUUCCCCUCUAAUCUCUUGCAAAAAAAACCGUAUUACAAUCCAUCCCAUCCCGGGUUUCUUUAUUUCUCGUAGUACAUCUUUCUUCUUUAUACACUUUAAAAAUAAAUCCUAAUAAUUGAUUUCUGACAUUUU
Messenger RNA from Phycomyces blakesleeanus NRRL 1555(-), 1069 nucleotides. RefSeq lists its product as hypothetical. Gene Ontology annotation, biological process: sphingolipid biosynthetic process; very long-chain fatty acid biosynthetic process; fatty acid elongation, monounsaturated fatty acid. Lineage: Eukaryota; Fungi; Mucoromycota; Mucoromycetes; Mucorales; Phycomycetaceae. Gene Ontology annotation, cellular component: endoplasmic reticulum membrane. Bases 20 to 934 code for a protein of 304 amino acids. Gene Ontology annotation, molecular function: fatty acid elongase activity. The record is from RefSeq and is a predicted model, not a curated record. The transcript has 4 exons.